GGCGUCCGGUUCCAUCCUCCUCUGGGAGCGGGCAGUAGGCGAACCAGUCUUGACCCGCGCCGCUCCAUCCCGAGCCCGCGCACUCUCAGAGGGUAUCUAGACAGAUUGAAGCCAUGGCCAUUCUUUUUGCUGUUGUUGCCAGGGGAACCACUAUCCUUGCCAAACAUGCUUGGUGUGGAGGAAACUUCCUGGAGGUGACAGAGCAGAUUCUGGCUAAGAUACCUUCUGAAAAUAACAAACUAACGUACUCACACGGCAAUUAUUUGUUUCAUUACAUCUGCCAAGACAGGAUUGUGUAUCUUUGUAUCACUGAUGAUGACUUUGAACGUUCCCGAGCCUUUAAUUUUCUGAAUGAAAUAAAGAAGAGGUUCCAGACUACCUAUGGUUCAAGAGCACAGACAGCACUCCCCUACGCCAUGAAUAGUGAGUUCUCAAGUGUCUUGGCUGCACAGCUGAAGCAUCAUUCCGAGAAUAAGGGCCUAGACAAAGUGAUGGAGACUCAAGCCCAAGUGGAUGAACUGAAAGGAAUCAUGGUCAGAAACAUAGAUCUGGUAGCUCAGCGAGGAGAAAGAUUGGAAUUAUUGAUAGAUAAAACAGAAAAUCUCGUGGAUUCUUCUGUCACCUUCAAAACAACCAGCAGAAAUCUUGCCCGAGCCAUGUGUAUGAAGAAUCUCAAGCUCACUAUCAUCAUCAUCAUCGUAUCAAUUGUGUUCAUCUAUAUCAUUGUGUCACCUCUCUGUGGUGGAUUUACAUGGCCAAGCUGUGUGAAGAAAUAAAAAAGCAAAAGUUGUCGUUAACCAAGGGUAUCAGAGAACAAGGAGUUAAAAGCAGUCCAUGUGAUUCAAGCCUUUUAAUACUGACAGAUGGUGUCUGUCAGUCUCUUCAACCCUCUUCUUGCUUUUUCUUUUUUUUAAUCUUGUUCUAUGCUUCCAGAUUUAUCUUUGUCCUAUCUACCAAUUUAUUCCUGUGCACUUCAGAUUGAACCAUUUAUUGCAGCAGUAGCCUUAAAAAGGCUUUUUAUUUCUUUGGUUCAUUAACUAGCGUCAUCUACUUAGAGAAACAUUUUCGUUUGUAAUUGCAGAAAGCUGAUACCAAGGGGGAAACCACCAGUCUUAUGAGCUGUCUACUGAAACUGUGGGUGAAGUUUGUAUGUGCACACAAAAGUAUUUAAGAGACAUAUAGUAUUG
This is a messenger RNA of Equus quagga, 1187 nucleotides long. RefSeq names its product vesicle associated membrane protein 7 (gene VAMP7). Lineage: Eukaryota; Metazoa; Chordata; Mammalia; Perissodactyla; Equidae. Gene Ontology annotation, molecular function: SNAP receptor activity; SNARE binding. Gene Ontology annotation, biological process: exocytosis; vesicle fusion. Gene Ontology annotation, cellular component: SNARE complex; membrane. The record is from RefSeq and is a predicted model, not a curated record. The transcript has 8 exons. The coding region runs from base 114 to 776 and encodes 220 amino acids.